Molecule: messenger RNA, 1557 nt
Organism: Exophiala xenobiotica
Lineage: Eukaryota; Fungi; Ascomycota; Eurotiomycetes; Chaetothyriales; Herpotrichiellaceae
Exons: 3
Coding region: 1-1557 (518 amino acids)
Biological process (GO): transmembrane transport
Cellular component (GO): membrane
Molecular function (GO): transmembrane transporter activity
Source: RefSeq, a predicted model, not a curated record
AUGGACAAGAGCAUGGCAUCGACCAAGCCUGAGGACUUCUCGGUGCAUUGUGCGACGAAAGAUGACAUUGCCACAGGCGAGGUCGUAGACCUUGACGAGGCCGAGAUCUUCCUCAGAGAUAACAACUUCUCGAGUGGCUAUAUCAAAGAACUCCUCGCAGACAAAAGACUGAACAGACAACUGGUGCGAAAGAUCGACCGCAUCCUGCUGCCACUGUUGGCAGGCACCUACGUCCUCCAAUAUAUUGACAAGCAGGCGCUUUCGUACUCGGCCGUCUUUGAUCUCUUCACCGAUACCGGCACCACGCAGGAUGAAUACAGCUGGCUUGCCAGCAUCUUUUACUUCGCGUACCUCGUUGCUGAGUACCCAUGGACAUUUCUGGCCCAGAAGACUCGAAUGGCCAAGGUGGUCGCAGGUUGCAUCAUCUCAUGGGGAGCCAUCCUCAUGAUUACAGCUGCUAGCCACAAUUUCACUGGCCUCGCUAUCUGUCGUUUCCUGUUGGGUGUCUUUGAAGCUCCAAUCACUCCUUGCUUCAUGCUCAUUGUCUCAAUGUGGUACACUCGGCAAGAGCAACCGUUUCGCGCGGGCGUUUUCUACUGCUGCAACGGCGUGGGAUCCAUGCUGGGUGGGAUUUUCAGCUAUGCAAUUGGUCAAAUCGAUACCUUUCCAGUAUGGAAGGCCGUCUUCUUGAUCUGUGGCGGGAUCACCGUACUCUGGGGAAUACUCGUUCUCUUCCUCCUCCCUGACACUAUCCUGUCGGCCAAAAAAUUCUCUAUCCAAGACAAAGCAGUCCUUGUCGCUCGAGGCAAGCAGAGUCGAACCGGCAUCCUCAACAGGCACGUGAAAUGGUAUCAGAUUCGUGAAGCACUUCUGGACCCACAGGUGUUGUUAUUGACGCUGUUCAUGCUGCUAAACGAAGUGAUGAACGGCGGUAUCGCGAAUUUCGGAAAACUCAUCAUUAAAGGACUCGUGCAUGAUCCGCUCAAGACCACCGCGUUGGGUAUUCCUCAAGGAGCGUUUCAGGUCUUCUGGAUCCUUUCAGGCACUUACCUUGCCUCCAAAGUCCGCAAUUUCCGGACCAUCGUCAUGGCGCUUUAUCUGAUCCCGACCAUCCUGGGAAUAUGUCUCAUCUGGAAAUUGAACCGUGACCAACACCUCGUUGGUGUCCUGUUCGGCUACUAUAUGGUCGCGUCAUAUGUCGCAUCUCUUGUCGUCGCACUGCAGAUGCCUGGCGCAAACCUCGGUGGUUACACCAAGCGAGCAACUGGAACGGCUGUUGUCUUUUUGGCUUAUUGCGCCGGCAACAUCAUAGGACCUCACGCUUUUCUGUCAGAGGAAGCCCCAACAUAUCCUACAGGUUGUAAAGUGAUCCUGGCAUGCUCAGCAACGCAAGCCGUCGUGGCUUUCGCUUUGAGAAUGCUUUUGAUCCAUCGAAACAAACAACGUGAUGCUGCUACCGUUGCCACAAAUGGUAUGGGAGUCACACAGGACGCAACCGAUGAGAUAGCCGCUGAUCUGACGGACUUCGAGAACCCGAACUUCAGAUAUGUCCUCUGA